AUGUUGGCCGAAACAUGGCCAAAAUCCUUCUGCAAGCAAAAUAAAUGUAUCGCAAAUGUACCAUCAGAGUUUACUAUACAUGGUUUAUGGCCUAAGAACAACACCCCACCUGACACAUAUUAUUGUAAAGGAGAAUUAUUUUUGCUCAACCCAUUCCAGAAGCUUAACACUGUUUGGCCGAAUCUAAAGGGGAUCAACAAGGAACUUUGGAGGUACGAGUGGAAAAAGCAUGGCACUUGCUCAGAAAUGGUUCUAGUUGAUUACUUUAAUCACGCAAUAGUUCUCUAUGAGAAAAAUAAUAUCAAAGACAUUCUAAAGAUGCCUCUAACACCAGGUGGAGCGGCGGCUCUAAUACCGGGUGGAAUCGCGAAUUCAGCUGAUAUUGAGAUGCAUAUAAAGAUCUUAACAAGAUGA
Messenger RNA from Vicia faba (fava bean), 414 nucleotides. The record is from the annotation of a GenBank genome assembly. Lineage: Eukaryota; Viridiplantae; Streptophyta; Magnoliopsida; Fabales; Fabaceae.